Gigantopelta aegis is the source of this 936-nucleotide messenger RNA. RefSeq lists its product as uncharacterized. The transcript has 2 exons. The record is from RefSeq and is a predicted model, not a curated record. Lineage: Eukaryota; Metazoa; Mollusca; Gastropoda; Neomphalida; Peltospiridae. Gene Ontology annotation, molecular function: double-stranded DNA binding; RNA binding; zinc ion binding. Gene Ontology annotation, biological process: activation of innate immune response. Bases 1 to 936 code for a protein of 311 amino acids.
AUGACUGCCUCAAAAUCAAUUACGAAGAAAUCACGUGUGAUCUCUUCAAAUUGGCCAAGGUUCCUCGUCAUCAGUUCCACUGAUGACGGGGCCUUGAAAAAAUUGUCACCUUUUGCAAUUCAAAAGGGGCUCGUCGGUCUAGCCGGGGAGCCAACAAAUGUUACAAAAAUGAAAAACGGAUCGCUGUUGGUCGAAUGUUCGACAGAAAAGCAUUCUAAAUGUCUUCUCAAGUCGACUAUUCUAGCCAACAUUCGCAUCAUCGUACUGCCACACACUUCUCUCAACUCCUCGAAGGGAGUUAUCAGAUGCCGAGAUUUGGAAGGUGUUAGUGAUGAGGAAAUCUGUGACAAUCUUACUUCACAAGAUGUCACAGUCGUCAGGAGAAUAAAGGUUCGGAGGAACAACGAAUUGGUUCCAACCAAUACCUUUAUUCUAACAUUCAGUACUCCUACCCUUCCACAUUCGAUUAAGGCUGGAUACCUCAACAUUCCUGUUGAGCCUUUCAUUCCUAAUCCACGCCGAUGCUUCAAAUGCCAGAAAUAUGGCCAUGGUCAAAAUACCUGUCGAGGCAAACUGACAUGUGCUCGUUGCGGUCAGUUUGACCACGACAGUAAAACUUGCAAAAAAGACCUUGUAUGUACAAACUGCAAGGGAGAUCAUUUCGCGUACUCGAGAGAGUACUCGAUGUGGAAAAAGGAAAAGAAGGUUCAGGAGGUUAGGGUUGAGAAACGUCUAACCUUUGCUGAUGCCAGAAAACUGGUGGAGAGAUUUCUACCUGCUAGAGUAGCAGCAUCAUAUGCUGUUGCUGCUGCUGCAGUGAAGGCUCUGGAUGAUGGAGGUGAUGAGAUGGAAGUCUCAUUACUUGAUUAUCCAGGAACAAAACGACCACCACCAAAGGCAAAGAUAACUCCCAUACUUCCUCCCGAUGGCGAAUAA